Messenger RNA from Adineta ricciae, 498 nucleotides. The record is from the annotation of a GenBank genome assembly. Lineage: Eukaryota; Metazoa; Rotifera; Eurotatoria; Adinetida; Adinetidae.
AUGGCAUCCAUCACAACCUCUCUCUUAAUUUUAACCAUCUCAUUGGCUAUUCUCAGCAUUCAGUUUACCAACUGUGCUCCAGUUAAUUCCGACGUGCCGAAUGCAAUUGAAACUGUUAUGAAUGCAGAUCAAAGCGAUUCAUUGAAACACAAUGAACCUGUUGGAAGAGCUCCUUUGACCAAACGAGAUUAUCCAAUGGAAGGGAUCAUGCUAGGUAGACGCGAAUAUCCAAUGGAAGGGAUCAUGCUAGGCAGACGAGAAUAUCCAAUGGAAGGCAUUUUACUUGGAAAACGUGACUAUCCAACUGAAGGUAUUCUUCUCGGUAAACGUGAAUAUCCAAUGGAAGGGAUCAUGUUAGGCAGACGAGAAUAUCCGACGGAAGGCAUUUUACUUGGAAAACGCGAAUACCCGACUGAAGGGAUUCUUCUAGGUAAACGUAAUGUGCGAUUUUCUAAACCCAAGUCAUCUGGAAUGGCUCAUCAUGGUUUCAAUACUUAA